UCGCUCUGGUGUGUCCGUCCGACCACAAUUGUCCGUACCACCGCUCUACGCUAAUUUGACGCUCAGUUGGACUUUUCCCCUACCCCUCAAUUCAACGCGCUUGUUUAGACUUGUGUUUUUGUCAACGGGUAGACCUCCUCAAAGAUCGACUGUCCACUCCCAUGGAUACAUACAUAUAAAUACAAGUAUGCUAUAUCUGCUAUCUGGAUCAGAUCAGCCGCCAAUUUCAUAUUCACCAAUUGAAUGCCAUCCAUCUGCUGUCUCAUCGUUGUCUGCACUGGUUUGCUUUCCGGACAUCAUAUAUAUUUUCAGAAUGGGUAGGACACCCGCCGGCGCCGCCGCUGCUCCGUCGUCGUCGUCGCCGGAGAUGAUGAAUAUUAAUAAUAAGUACAAGGGCGUGCGGCGGCGGAAAUGGGGCAAGUACGUGUCGGAGAUACGCCUCCCCAACUGCCGCGACCGGAUAUGGCUCGGCUCCUACGACACCGCCGAGAAGGCGGCGCGUGCUUUCGACGCCGCCCUCUUCUGCCUCCGGGGCCCCACCGCCAAGUUCAAUUUCCCCGACGAGCCGCCCGACAUUGCCGCCGGCCAGUCGCUGGCUCCUACGGAGAUACAGGCCCUAGCUCAGAGCUACGCCAACCGUUUCGGCGGCGGGGGGUCGAGUAACGCGGCGGCGGCGGCGACGCCAGGGGUUGAGGUGGAAGACACGUCAGCAUCGACUGAUUCUAUCGAUUGGUCGUUUCUGGACAUGCUGGACUCGAAUGUGGAUGCGAAUGCGGGUCGGGUUACGGAUCUUGGACUAUUUGACGAGCCUGGAGAUCAUAUGUAUAUGACUCCGGCAGGGUUUGGCGUGAGGGAUAAUGCCAACUUCGUUAACGGCGACGGCGACGGUGACGGUGACGACGACGGGAUUGCUGGGAAUGUAAUAAACGUGCCGUCUUUCCUCUGGAACUUUCAUUAACAACUAAUAUCUGCUCGUAAGUAAUAAAUAAUUGAUAUAGACAUAUAUGUGUUUGUAAGUUUGUGGAGGAGAUAUAUAUAUAUAUAUAUGUAUGUAAACAAGUACUAAAAUGGUAAUAAUACUAUAAUAAAAAUUUUGUUGCAGAGUUAGCAUUUAA
This is a messenger RNA of Andrographis paniculata, 1115 nucleotides long. RefSeq names its product ethylene-responsive transcription factor ERF017-like. The coding region runs from base 188 to 958 and encodes 256 amino acids. Gene Ontology annotation, molecular function: DNA-binding transcription factor activity; DNA binding. Lineage: Eukaryota; Viridiplantae; Streptophyta; Magnoliopsida; Lamiales; Acanthaceae. Gene Ontology annotation, biological process: regulation of DNA-templated transcription. The record is from RefSeq and is a predicted model, not a curated record. The transcript has a single exon.